This is a messenger RNA of Amaranthus tricolor (Joseph's coat), 714 nucleotides long. RefSeq lists its product as uncharacterized. NCBI's taxonomy places the organism in Eukaryota, Viridiplantae, Streptophyta, Magnoliopsida, Caryophyllales, Amaranthaceae. Gene Ontology annotation, biological process: shoot system development; root development. The coding region runs from base 1 to 714 and encodes 237 amino acids. The record is from RefSeq and is a predicted model, not a curated record. The transcript has a single exon.
AUGUCAUCACCACUCCCUAACUUCACAGAUCUUAGUGAUCUUCACAAAUGUGCAAACAAUUUGCUACACUCCCCACAUAUACAACAAGCCCUCCACCACCACCAUCACGAAACGAUGUCAUCAAUUCGAGACAUCUCGGAAGCAUCAUUGAAGAUGUUGGACAUGUGUGGAGCAACUAGAGAAUCACAUUCAUUGAUCAAACAACACCUCAAAGACGUACAACACUCCCUACGUCGGGCCCACAUCGAGGGGUUUGAUUUUGAGGCCCGUAUAUCGGCCCAUGAGAUAAACGAUAAGAAGGUUAAGAAGAAGGUGGUGCAAUGCCUUAGAGCUACGAAAGUAAUGAAGAGUAAAUAUUUUACGUCCGACCUUUCACUUGUAGAUCCAAGUCUAAUAGUAGUUGUGCAUGUUUUAAGGGAACUAAGAGGAGCAACUAUAUCUAUUUUGGAGUCUUUAUUAUCUAUUGUUAUAUUACCAUAUAGUAUUAGAAAUGUUGCUCAUAGAAUCACCCAAAGUUCUUCAUUUGCAUCGAAAUUAAGGCGAAUAAAUUGCCAAAAGUUGUUGGAAAGAUGCGAUACAUUGGAUGUUGAAGUGGAAAAUAAGAGAUUAGAAGAAGUAUCAAGUUCCAUGGAAGAUCUUGAGGUGGAGUUAGAGUCUAUUAUUAGACGUUUGAUGAGAACUAGAGUUUUACUACUUAAUUUGCUUACUAAUUAA